GUCGAUCUGGAGAAGAAUUGAGACUUUUGCAAUAAAGCAAUUGACUUGAUUGAUUACGAUAUUAUCACAUGUCAACUCAGUUUAAUGUGGCUGAUUACAUAUCCCGCUAGGACCAUGUCGUCACAUCGUUCAGUCCCAAGCUUUCCAUCCGACGGUUUAAAUACUGUGCUUGCGUCCGUCCUGACUGCCUAUCGAUCAACUUGGUUCUGAACUGAUUCGUUAUCUUCCGCUUCUCUACCUAUCCAAGUAUCUUACCUUGCCUAGGUACUAUUGUUUUCACCUUGAUACCCUCAUCUGCUUCUAUUCUUACGAUUCGACACUUGUACAAACCCUUCACCUACCAUAACCACUAAUUUACCCUAUCGCCAUGUCUUUGCCCUCUGCUGCCAUCAUCGGCUCAACCGGCCUGGUCGGCUCAAACAUCCUUUCAACGCUACUUGCGUCCGAAACCUACAACCCUGUGCAUACCAUCACUCGACGCGCUCCUAAGGCGACAUCACCUCAUCUCAAUGCGAUAGUCGAUGCCGAUACUGCCAAAUGGGCAGAGCUUCUCACAGGGCUCACGCCCAAGCCAUCUGUAGUUUAUUCUGCACUGGGUACCACUCGCGCUCAGGCAGGCGGGAUCGCCAAUCAGUGGAAGAUCGACCAUGACCUCAAUAUCGAACUCGCAAAGUCAUCCAAGGCUGCAGGUGUCUCAACCUUCGUUUUUAUUUCCAGCGCUGGAACACGAUCCCUCCUCUCCUCGUCUUCGCCUUACGCAAAAAUGAAGAACGGAGUUGAAGACGCAAUCAAGGAACUCGACUUUGAGCAAGCCGUGAUUCUCAAGCCCGGCAUGAUCCUCGGUCACAGAGAGGCCAGCCGCACAGUGGAGGGUAUUGCCCAAGGGGCAGUCAACGGUCUUGGCCAUCUCAGCGCUGGUAUCAGAGAUACUCUUGGUCAGGAUGCUGAUGUCAUUGCGAAGGCGGCCGUGAGGGCUGCGCAGUUGGCCAGCGAGGGAAAGGCACCGAGCAAAUACUGGAUCCUUGGUGGAAGCGACAUUAUCAAGUUGGGAAGGACUGAGUGGCCGGGUAGUCAGACUCCCACGGAGACGAAGACCGAGGCUGCUGCGUAGAAUAUUUGCGAGAGUGACUUGACAUAGUCUUUGCGGUACAGUCACGACUGUCUCUACCUUUGCACAACGCUUUCGCAGACUGCCAGAAUCAAUUAGCCAUUCAAUGACGUGCUUCCCUAAAUACCCAUUAAUAAAAAGCAUGAAACCAACAGGGC
Fusarium oxysporum Fo47 is the source of this 1266-nucleotide messenger RNA. RefSeq lists its product as uncharacterized. Lineage: Eukaryota; Fungi; Ascomycota; Sordariomycetes; Hypocreales; Nectriaceae. The record is from RefSeq and is a predicted model, not a curated record. The transcript has a single exon. Gene Ontology annotation, cellular component: cytoplasm. Gene Ontology annotation, biological process: import into nucleus. The coding region runs from base 368 to 1111 and encodes 247 amino acids.